Varanus komodoensis (Komodo dragon) is the source of this 2317-nucleotide messenger RNA. RefSeq names its product alpha-methylacyl-CoA racemase (gene AMACR). Gene Ontology annotation, molecular function: alpha-methylacyl-CoA racemase activity. The coding region runs from base 87 to 1238 and encodes 383 amino acids. The transcript is spliced from 5 exons. Gene Ontology annotation, cellular component: mitochondrion. The record is from RefSeq and is a predicted model, not a curated record. NCBI's taxonomy places the organism in Eukaryota, Metazoa, Chordata, Lepidosauria, Squamata, Varanidae. Gene Ontology annotation, biological process: bile acid metabolic process.
CUGGGGUGGAGGCGUCCGCUCGCUCCCGGAGUCUUUCCUUCCGUCCCCGCCUCGCCUCGCCUCCUCCCGCCGCCGCCGCCGCCGCCAUGGCGCUGCACGGGCUGCGAGUCCUGGAAAUGGCGGGGCUGGCGCCGGCCCCGCUGUGCGGCCUUAUUCUGGCCGACUUCGGGGCACAGGUGGUGCGGAUUGACCGCUCGCCCCACACGGCCGUGGCCACGGACGUGCAAGGCCGUGGGAAGCGCUCGCUGGCGCUGGAUUUGAAGCAGCCCCAGGGCUCCGCGACGCUGCGGAGGCUUUCCCGGACGGCGGACGUCCUUAUCGAGCCCUUCCGACCAGGUGUCAUGGAAAAACUUGGGUUGGGUCCAGAUAUCCUCCUGCAAGAGAACCCCAAACUCAUCUAUGCAAGACUAACUGGAUUUGGCAAUUCAGGAAAAUGUUUCAGGUCGGCAGGUCAUGACAUCAACUAUUUGGCCUUAUCAGGUGUCCUGUCAAAACUUGGCAGAAAAGAUGAAAAACCUUAUGCACCGCUCAAUCUUUUGGCUGAUUUUGCUGGUGGUGGCCUCAUGUGUGCUUUGGGCAUCAUUAUGGCACUCUAUGAACGUACAAAAUCUGGAAAAGGACAAGUAAUUGAUGCGAGCAUGGUUGAAGGCGUAGCAUACCUAAGCUCUUUUCUGUGGAAAUCGCAAAACCAGGGCCUAUGGAACAGGCCCCGUGGGGAGAACUUGCUGGACAGUGGUGCCCCUUUCUAUGAAACUUACAAAACUGCAGAUGGGAAAUUCAUGGCUGUUGGUGCCAUUGAGCCACAGUUCUAUGAACAGCUCAUCCAUGGUCUUGGGCUAGAUUCGCAGAAACUUCCCGGUCAGAUGAGUUUCAGUGACUGGCCUGAAAUGAAGAAGAUAUUUGUGGAAGUAUUCUCAAAGAAAACCCAAAAAGAAUGGUGUGAAAUCUUUGAUAACACUGAUGCCUGUGUGACACCAGUUUUGACUUUCGACAAAGUUGCUUCAUAUCCACACAAUAAAGAGCGUGGUUCUUUUUUAAAGAAUGAUCAGGAGGAGAUAAGUCCUAGGCCAGCCCCUCUUUUAUCCAGGACCCCCGCUACCCCAACAUCCAAAAGGGAUCCGUUUAUAGGAGAGCAUUCCAAAGAGAUCCUCUUGGAAUAUGGUUUUUCCGAGGAAGAGAUUUCACAACUCUGCUCUCUCAGGGUUAUUGAAGUCAAUAUACCAAAAGCUAACUUGUAGUAUAAAACAUUACAAGUCAGGAGUCCUACACUGGCAUUGGAAGUUUUAGGUCUUCUUUUCCAGAGGAUGCUUAAAAGGAUAAUAUUGCUGUUUGGAGUGGAGGUAGAUUCCCUGCUAUCUUCAGCUGUGUAUGCUUGGAAGAAGCUGGCAUCUCUGCAGGUGCUUCUUGAGAGCAAUGCAUUUAGGAUAUGGAGAAUAAAGCACUAGCUGGUCAUGACUAACACUGAUCCAUGUAAAAUACAACAAAUGAAUGGUUGACUUAUUUUUGUUCUUCCCUUAAAGCUCACAACCUAGAAGCAUUUUCAGAAUUGCCUUAAACAUGUUCACUUACAGAGCAAAGGUUACAGCACUUCAUCUCUUUCUUCAGUGCACUUAUUCUAGAAGGAAGGAACUAUAAUGCCCCUUUAAAAACAAGCAAGCAAAAAAAAAAAAAAUUUGGGUGGAGUAAGGUGGACAUUUCACUUCGUUUUAUUGCCCUUUAAGAGAAAGUACACAAAGUACAAUCCUUCAUUGCUUACCUCCCUCUAUUCUAGAGGAAAGGUACUGCAAUAUUCCUAGCAUCUUCAAAAUGUACGUGAAAUAGAGGAAACAAGAUUUUAUGUUGUUUGUUUUACUGCCCUGUAACAACGCAUAUACGUACUACAAGUCUUGGGUAUUGAAGGGAUGGGCACUGGUGUAUUUUUGCUCAGCCACCUGUCACCUCAUGCCAGGGUUUCCUUCCCUACCCCAAGCAAACUCUGGCCUAUUUUAUAUCAGGAUUGGCCACAUGGCAUGGGAAUAUUAUUGGUGUUCACACGCCAGGUUGUGAUUUGAAUUAAUUAUUUUAUGUGAUGAUCUCAGUGAAGAAUUUGUAGCUUAUUUGGUUUCGCCCUUUGGAUAUUGUGUUUGCAGUUUGUAUAAUUUCAUUGUGGCAAGCAACCCUUUUGAAAUUCAUGUAACUGAAUAUUCUUCAGAUUAACUACUGGGAUUCCUGAAUUUGUAAUUUAUACUGUAAUUACCUAAAGAUCUAGGCUUUUUAUCAACUGUGUUAAUACAAUUUUAAAACUUACAAAUAAAAGUACAAAUUAAUUUUCAGUGUA